AACAGUCCAGUCGUACGGUCAGCAGCCAGUUGUGUGCGCGUGUCUGAGUCGAGUAGGUGCGAUCUGUGAUUUGUGUUAACCGCGUAAACUAAAUAUUAAAAUGACAACAGUGAAAGAACACGCCGAAGCUAACGCCAUUGUCAGUGACAAUCCCAAGAAUAUACCUGUCUGGUUGAACGAACAGUUCUUCGAGGACAUCUUCGUGGAAGGGCAUCGGUUGGAGCGGAACACUUUCAGGGUUAAAAUCAACACCAUUGUUCCGACCGGAGGAGCGGGAGAAAAUUACACAUCAAUGCUUUAUCGUGCCAAUGUGGAUGCUGAAAGUGAUGAUGGCGACACUAAAACGCUGGCUACUAUGGUAAAAGUAAUGGACGCUGCGCCGGAAAUCAAGCAAUUCGGAGUAUUUGCAAAGGAGAAAAUCGCAUACCAAAAACUGCUGCCAACUAUUGAACAACUUUGGAUGAAUGUCGGAGAGACAGUACGAUUUGGCCCACGAUGCUGGAAAACGAUUGAAGGAGAGAUUGAUCUGAUUGUAAUGGAUGAUCUGAAUGCUCUUGGAUACAGUGUGGCGGAUCGUAAGAAAGGAGUAGAUCUGCAGCACGCUCAGAUUUUCCUUACGAAGCUAGCAAAGUUCCACGCCGUCACGGCUACCGAUUAUAGAAAGAAUGGACCAAUUCACUCUCUGUAUGAUAAUGGUUGGAUACAGCAGGAAGGAAGAGCUUUCUUCGAACAAUUUCUAAAAUGUGUGCAACCACUUGUUCUUGAUUUGUUAGAUUCAUGGCCGGGUUAUGAGAAGUACAAACUAAAACUGGAGAAGAACUUCAAAGGUGCCUUCGAUAAGCUAAUGGAGGCAACAAUGAAAGAUGACUCAGGUUUUGUUGCACUGUGUCAUGGAGAUACUUGGACCAACAAUCAUAUGUAUAGCUAUCACGAAUCGGACAAAGCAAAGGACGUUUUACUGAUCGAUUACCAAGGACCAUACUACGGUUCACCUGUAUUGGAUAUUCUCUACUAUAUAAUAACAUCGACGGAACUGAAACUGAAAACAGAGCAGUUUGAUGAGUUGGUGCAGUUCUAUCAGGAACAACUCGCAGAUAAUCUGCGAAAACUGAACUAUCCUGGAGCUAUUCCAAACCUGCGAGAAAUCCACAUAGAAAUACUGAGGCAUGGUUACUUCGCGAUGCAGUGCUUGUACAGUAUACUACCGGUGGUGCUGGCCGAUAAGAACGACAACGCAAAUCUUGCUGGCUUCGUUGGAGAUGCGGAAGAGAACCGCCAAUUCCGCCGCGAUGUGUUCAACAAUCCGCUUUAUCACGAGCAUUUGAAAGUGGUGAUCAAAAUGUUAGAUGUUAGGGGGUUUUUAGAUCAUGACUAAACAAAUGUUGUAAUUUGUGUUUCAAUGUACAUGCAAGUAGCAAAAAAUAAGUGAAAAAUGUAUAUUUCUUCAACUCUGGAUUUUAAGACCAUGUAAAUAACAAAAAAUAUGACACCUUGUAAAAGCACGAAA
This is a messenger RNA of Toxorhynchites rutilus septentrionalis, 1507 nucleotides long. RefSeq lists its product as uncharacterized. The coding region runs from base 101 to 1375 and encodes 424 amino acids. The record is from RefSeq and is a predicted model, not a curated record. NCBI's taxonomy places the organism in Eukaryota, Metazoa, Arthropoda, Insecta, Diptera, Culicidae. The transcript is spliced from 5 exons.